UUAGUUCAGUCAGUUCAGUUGAUGUUUGGCAAAAGGGUCGUUGAAGCGGACGCAAACACUAUUGAAUCUUUAUAAAUUGGGAAAUUCUGAUGUUUUCAAUAUAUUUUUGGACUAAAUAUAAAAUAUAGACAAAUUUAAAGUUAGCUAAUGAAUUCUUGAUAAGUUUUGGCGCUUAUAAACUCGAUUAUAGUUUAAAACUGUGAUUACGAUGACUUCUUAAAUUGUUUCAAAACAUUUUAUCAUUUUGACAUGUUUCUCUAUUGUGUUAUGUGCAAUAACGUUUAAAACGAGUGCAACAAGUGAACCUCUCGAUUUUAUAUCGUUGGGAUUGUGAAUAUCUAGAAAAGUGGAAGUGCUUUCGGAUUGUUUGUGUCAUCAUGAAAGUCGUGUUCAGGGAUAUAAGGACGAACUAUAGUUACUUUUUGAUGGUGUUAGCGCAUUUGCGUUGUAGUACCUGAGCGUUGAACAAGGAGGAAGGUGCGGGCGGUGAGAAUGAAGCAGAGGUGAAGCAAGAGCCGCCUUCACCGUGGAGCACCUGGUGGGCGGCGGCGGCGCCGGCGGGCUGCUGCCCGGCGCCUCGCCCCAGCACCCGCCCAACAUGCUCCAGCCCAUGGAGGAUAUGAUCCUGCCACCCAAGCGCCAAGCUGUAGUGGAUAGGUUGAGACGAAGAAUCGACGCAUAUCGUAGGCGACAGAACGAGUGCGUCCCUCGCUUUGACCAGUCUUUCACGGGCGCCUGCGAGCAGCAGAACCUCGAGACGAGCGCGCUGCAGAAGCGUUUCCUCGAGGGCAAGGCCAAGAGGCAGGCCAAGAAGAGCGACCGCAAGCCCGACCUGCCCGCCAUCAGCGGGAACCUGCAUAGUAGCGUGCAUGUGCAACAAAAAUUUGGUUGCGGCGAUUACGAGCCGCCGGCGAAAUUGCAAUGCAGCGGUAUCGGCGGCGCCGGCGAGGCGCUCACCAAGUUCUCGGUGGAGAUAGUGCAGCAGCUCGAGUUCACCACCUCCGCCGCCGACUCGCAGCCGCAGCAAAUCUCCACCAACGUGACGGUCAAGGCCCUCGCCAACGCCGUCAAGACGUCCAACUCGCCGCCCCCGCAGGCCCCGCCGCGCGUGCCCACGCCGCUCGACUGCGACCGCGAGUGCAAAGCCGAGUGCAAAUCAGAAGUCGCCGAGGACGAAUUCGUCGGCCUAGACGAAUGCGCUGCCGCGUUAGAGCGCGAUGCCGCGUCCGCGUUCCCCGGGCUGGCCGAGCUGAUCGGGGAAGACGACGGCGACGAUACUUUCGAAGAUCUCAUUACUGAAAUUGCCGAGUAUCCGGAGUUUAUGAAAGAUUUCGAUCUGGACGGGAGCAGAUUCAACGGGCUAGGCAGCAUGGAACCUCCGGAAGGCGAGCCCGCGCCGCGGUACGGUGGCACGAGCGGCGAGAUGUCGCCCGCCGCGCAGACUCUAAAGCACAUGGCGGAGCAGCACCAGCAGGCGGCGGGCGGCGACUGGCGCUACCGCGGGUACAGCGCGGGCGGCGGCCCGAGCGCCGGCCCCGGCCCCGGCGGCUACCGCCCGCGGCCCUCGCUCGACCACCUGCACAUGUCUCAGCAUCAGCAGCUGCAUCUCUCGCAACCUCAUCAUAAUCUUCAGGUGUCCGCGGCUCAGCACAUGCAGGUGAGCGGCGCGGGCAGCGGGCACGUGUCCGUUGCGGCGCAGCAGGGCAUGUACGCCAACUUCCAACACCAACAACCCACCUCGCAGCACCACCAAGGCGGUGGUAACGAGUCAUACUCGAUGUCGCAGUCGCAGAGCAUGAACUUCUCGCAGGCGAUGCGGCCGCGGCCCGCGCACCCCGCGCAGUCCGCCGCGCAGCCGCAGCAAGGGCCGCAGGCGCCUAUGGGCGUAGCCGCGGCGGGUAUCUCCCGCGAGCAGCAAGCGAAGAUGCUUCAGCAACAGCAGCAGCACAUGCUGCGCGCGCAGCAGCAGCAGCAGCAGCAGCAGAUGCGGCCGCCGCCGCCCGAGUACAAGGCGCGCUUCGCCGGCCCCGGGCCCGCGGCGCCGGGCGUGGGGCCCGCGGGCGCGGCGCGCCGGCCCGCGCCGCCGCGCGCCUACGCGCCGCACCUGCCGCGCCAGUACUCGCCCGAGUGGCGCCACGCCAUGCUGCAGCAGCACCAGCGCCAGCAGCUCCACCACCAAGGCGGAGGAUUCGGCAUGGGCGGCAUGGGCAGCGUGGGCGGCAUGGGCGGUAUGGGCGGCGGCGCGGGCGCGGGCAGCGCCGCGCAGCAGCAAAUGCAACUGCAGCACUCGCGCAUGCAACAGCAACUCCUGCAGCAACAGCAGCAGCAGAGAGCGUCGAAUCAGCAGGCCCCUAUGUCACAUCUCAUCAUGCAGCAGAAUCAGAUGAUGAACGUGCAAGGACAGAUGUCGAAUAUUCACAUGAACCAGAGUCAGAGCAUGUCGAUGCAGAGCGGCGGCAUGGCCGGCAUGGGCUCGCACGGUGCGCACGGCGCGCACGGCACGCACGGCGGCAUGCUGGCGGGCGCGCUGCAGCAGUUCCCCGCGCUGCACGGCGCCGGCUCCUUCUCCGGCGCCACGGACUUCAACCUCGACUUCCUCGACAACAUGCCCUCCAGCGACGCCGGCAGCCUCACCGCGCAGGAGUUGCUCAACUCGCUAGACAACUCCCUCUUCAACGACAUCCUAUAGGCCGAGAGCCGACCCCCGGUCGCCAGCCAGCCGGCCGUCCGGAGCACCGCACCGGACUCGAUUAGUGACGUACGAUGAAAGUGUAUUGUGCCAAGGACCGAAAUGGAGAAGUCGAACGCGGAGGAAAUAGUGCUAUAGUAGAAUUCAACGCGUAGCGAGAUUCUACAGACGUGGCGAGGGAAUGGAGAGAUGACGUAUAGAGACGAAAUUUUGUUACAGAGUGACCCAAAAUAUUAGAAUCGUAACCCCGCCAGCGCCGGAGCGAUGAUGACCAAAGUUUUUAAACAGGAAUUUUAAAACAAUCUCCAGCGGCUAAAGUGAUAUUUAGAAUGUUCUUUGCCGCGUAAAACGGUGUGUUCGAAGAUUCUCCCGUACUUUUAUAUGAACUUUCAGCGUUGUUUUAGACUAUUUAUAUUCAAAGAUAUCGAUUUCAUAGUAUUUUAUAGUGUUUACGGUUGUUAAUACUUCUUUUGUAAAUAUUUUAUCAUACUUCCAGGAUGCGUAGUAAAUAUUCCGAUCCGCGUUAAAACCGCGCCACGAAGUUACCGAAACCGUGGCGUGGAUUCCAGUUCUCUUGUAUAAUAGGUCCCUCCUACACUCGGAGUAGAUAAAUGAAUAGGUAUUAUAUUUAUUUGGAAUGUGUUGUAGAUAUGAAACGAAGCACAAAAGACAUUAUAUCAAUAAUAGAAUGAGUUUACCUUCCGUAGUGAUUGUGUAGUCCCCGAACCCGCAGUCCGCCUGGGGGAAAGCAACCCCACCUACUUUAUAUCAUAGUGCAAAUGUAAAUUUAUGUAAUUACGGCUAAAGUAAGAUCAUUCCUGUACCUAAGAUAAUUAUUUAGUAGAUUAUACUGUGAUGACGGUCUCAAUGGUCAAUAGGUAACAUUAUAGUAUCAAUUAUUAUAGAUAGAUAGAUACUGUUGACUUAAGUAUUGUCAGGUCUAGAAUCGUUAUUGUUAAGGAUCUCAUGUAUUAUUUAGGAUGGUUUUGUGGAAAUCUGGAAUUUACAUAAUGUUGGUUUUUAUAAUAAUUUAAUGAACUCAUGACAUUCUUAUUAUUCCAUAUAUUUUUAUUUAUAUAAUUUUGUCACUCGUGAAACUAUCAUAAUAUGUUAAUAUUAUGAGACAUCAAAGUAUCGAUAUAAGUUAUAUAAUAGUUAAGUAACGAUUCCACUUUCAUAGGGAGUGGGACGUCUGCUCUCUGCUACUCGACAAAUGAAAUACAGCUAUAGAACCAAUUGUGAAUGGUAACAACAUUCCAGAGCCAUUGUUAACAAUGUUUUAACUUUAGGACCAAUUUUUGAAUGUUCUUUUGAAAAUAAUAUUGCAUAUUGAUACAA
Molecule: messenger RNA, 4027 nt
Organism: Cydia fagiglandana
Lineage: Eukaryota; Metazoa; Arthropoda; Insecta; Lepidoptera; Tortricidae
Product: neurogenic protein mastermind-like
Exons: 9
Coding region: 599-2689 (696 amino acids)
Biological process (GO): positive regulation of transcription of Notch receptor target; Notch signaling pathway
Cellular component (GO): nuclear speck; nucleoplasm
Molecular function (GO): transcription coactivator activity
Source: RefSeq, a predicted model, not a curated record